Zootermopsis nevadensis is the source of this 2465-nucleotide messenger RNA. Its product is annotated as ras-related and estrogen-regulated growth inhibitor. The record is from RefSeq and is a predicted model, not a curated record. Gene Ontology annotation, molecular function: GTP binding; GTPase activity. NCBI's taxonomy places the organism in Eukaryota, Metazoa, Arthropoda, Insecta, Blattodea, Termopsidae.
GACCCGAACAAUGAAGCAUAAAUUGUAUCAGUUCGGCCUCUGAGCUGGAGCUGAGCGGACACUUUGGCUACGGACCGUGCGAGAGACAUACAUUCGUCUUAUGCAGAGUUAUCUGAGACUGAUUCAUCGGAGAACAGCUGUCACAGCUUUGCGGUGCUAUUGUAAUUUAAUACUUCGGUAAAAUCUGAGGCGAACGGGAUGUUGUACAGGGACAGAAGAUGAGUCCAGAACAUGACGUGAGGUGACGGAAGCAAUCAGACCGGCAACUCCCUGCUUCAGAGGGUCUCGACCAGCCGCCAGUCCACCAGACACUUCACAACCAUCGGCAAAUUAUGACGGCAUCCUCAUCACCAAAAUCCUCAUUCUGUAAAAUCGGACUGUGUUCACGUCAGAAGCCUCUCAAGGUGAUGGUUCUCGGUCAGGGCGGUGUUGGGAAGUCCGCGUUGGUAGUUCGGUUCAUAACACGCCGCUAUAUUGGAGAAUAUGAUCCGAAUUUGGAGAAAGUUUACACAUUCCACACCGUAAUGGACAACGAGAUGGUGCUAUUCGAGAUUCUGGACACGGCUGGACAACCUCACGAGAGCGAGUGUCUCACCCUCGAAGCGAACAUCCGGUGGGCAGAGGCGUUUAUCCUCAUGUACUCCGUGACUGACAAAUGCUCGUUUGACGAGUGUAAUCGUCUCAAAUUCCUCAUCAAUUACAACAAAAGACGGCGAAGACUGGGAUCCAAUAGCUCCAAGGUGAACGGGAACAAGGAAACGGUAACAGACGUUCCUGUAGUCCUGGUGGGAAAUAAGACUGACCAAUGGGGUGACCGCAUGGUGUCCCUGGAAGAAGGACAAAGGCGAAGCAAGGAAAUCGGCUGUGUCUGUUUCCACGAGAUUUCUGUGAGGGAAAGUAUUGAACAGGUGUGGUCUGUCUUCCGAGACGUGUGUCGCUUCUGGAAGGUCCACAGCAAAUGCCCCAAAAUCAAACGUUCAUCCAGCGACCUCCACACUGAACAGAUCGUAAGCCCAGAUUCAACAAGAUUCAUCUGCACUUCGAAACUGGCAAUGAACGGAACUACCACACCCAACGGAAGUCAGAGCGCGGUGUCACCUGUCGUCGUGCUAGGGAGGAGGUGGACAGAGGUGGAACUAGACGAGGAGGAAGAAUCAGAUGAACGUAGAGAGAGCGAAGCCAGCAGCAGUGAAUCUCUGCCUCCUUUUAGGGGUCGGGCGUCCACGGACGGACACCUAUUGUCGCGACCCCGCAGAUGGCGUUACCCGCCACCCGCACCCUCGAGUCAACAACAGUAUCACCAGGCAGGGGGUAGCAAGGCUGACCGUCGAAUGAGCAUCUCCAUGAGAGGCAACAACGCCAGCUACUGAGGCUGUGAGGAGCUACGAGCACUACUGACGACGAAACGGAAAUAAUGCCAAAGAUAUUGGUCCUGUCCCAUCGAUUGGAGGGAGAAGAAAAAAAACACUAAGAAAAAUCACGAACAACUUCAAAGUAUCUGGUGUCAUGGCCCAGAUUCCAACACAUGAUACUCGCAAAAUCUACAGCUAAUCAGCCAAACGUCGCGUUACAUCGUAAUGGUAACAAGUUAGGAAAUGUAUUUCAACAUACACACCCAGAGUAACAAGUUCUCGCGUUUACCAGAAUCAUAGGUUUUACCUCACAGAAUCACGAAAACGACGGCAGAAUUACCAGGGAUCAGUGACCCGUUCCAUUAGCCUGCCUGCCUGGGUGAUGACGUCACACGGAGGAUUCUCCACGUAACUGGUUGGUGAAUCCUACAUGGCACAUUUCUGCGCACACGAAAUCCGUUUAUAUCUUCGUGGAAAGUGUCUCGUUAAACCUCUGAAGAAGAAUCUCGCCUAAAUAAUUAUUUAAAAAUCCAGCCCGUACCGCGAAGAAAACACAACACUUCACCAUUACAAAUACGAACUGGUUAAUGCUGAGAUUUUAACCCGAGAUCUUCCGAAUACAAGGCAGAAAUGUUCUAAUCACAGGCGUUACGCAAUGAGUUAAUCGGUGGCGAUACCGCGAAUUUAAAAUGAGGCAUGUCGUGUUUAUAUUCGUUAAUAUUUUAAACUGCGUAAUUAAUUAUAAACUGACAGUUAAUACAACGGAUAUGAAAAGUAUUAAAUUAGAAAUAUCGGCCUAAAAACUUCAGGGUGAAUAUACAUAAUCAUCCAAAUGCAUUUUCUUUUCUAUCAGAGUGUUAUUUGUUUAGGAAAAGAAAAGUUUGGUAUGUUGUAACAUCAUGCAAAUGUACUGUGAAGGCUGAAUGGUAUGAUUUUUAAUUCUGUACCGCUUACAUUUGUGGGUGACAGGGGGUUUCAAAACAAGAUGAUGGACUCCCGAAUCUGAACAAGUAUUUUGACGUAAGCAGUGGCAACAGACAACUGUAUGCUUGUUUCUAUUUGAAAUAUAUACAUGUAAAAGGUCAUAAAUAUACAUAUAUAUACACAUACAAA